AUGUCUUGUGUUCUGACGGAGGUCUUGGAGGAGUGGGAAGGGGGUUGUUUUUACAACGAUGAGUUGUUGGCUCAGGCUUACAUUGAAGUCCUAGCUAGUUUGAUGGACGCGCCGGAAGCGGCACGGGCAGAUAUAAGGGUGAUACCCUUUCUGCUAGUAGGCUAUCAGGCCUUGCUUCGGGUUCAAGGGGGUGGGGACAGACAGAGUGCAGUCACAUAUCGUAUGGCUCUUGCUAUGGUCGGGCAAGGAUCUGAGUGCGCUUCCGCGGCUACCGCCGCGGAGCCGCAGCCAGGUCCUUCGCGACCAGCAACUCCGCGCCCUCCCUCACCUCAACCGGGGCCAUCAAAACGGCGCCUAGAGGAGGAGAAGGAGGGCGAGGAGGAGGAGGACGAGAGUCCAACACUGGAGGUUCUUCAAACUGAAGAGCGGGAAAUAAAAAGAUUUAAAACAAAAUUUCGUGAAGAAAUUAUGCUGGUUAAAGGUUUGGGAAAUACACUUCCCUCAGAGGAGGUUAUGGAGGGCCUUUUUGACACAGUACUACAGAGGCAGAGGGAGGCUGUGGAUGCCAAAGACGACGACCGUGUGAUAGUAGAGAUUGAGAACGGUGAAUCCGCAGAUAACCCUCUUUGGCUAAGUCUGCGAAAGACUUCACAAUUAAAUGGUCGUGUCAUUCUUGACAAGCUCUCACGAAUCUUGAACAGCAAUCAAACCUUUAUGGUCGAUGGUAAGCUCAAACUGAGCUAUAUUCACAUUCCUUCACCAAAGCCAGGAGGGCGACGUAUUAAUCGCAUUGAAAAUGAGACAACAGAACAGUGGCUGACACGUAAAAUUGACAAAAAAAGCAUUUUUUCACCUGACAACACAGACAACAUGUGUUUGACGCGGAGUGUUGCGAUAGCAAUAGCACGUCACGGCAUGAACAGAAAGGCAUUCUCUCGAUUUAAAGUGGCUACCACUGGUUUGCAACAAGAAAAUGCUCUCAAACUUUGUGAAAACGCACACAUUGAUCCCACACAGCCGUGUGGGAUCGACGAGGUUGUCAAACUGCAAGAUAGUCUUCCUGACUUCCGGCUGUGUGUAUUCACAGACAAAAAUGCUGCAUGUGUGUACAAAGGGCCUUAUGUGGCGGGUCGCAAAAAUAUCUAUUUGCUUUGGCACCAAGAACAUUUUAGUGCCAUUCUCUAUCCUGGAGCUGCAUUUGACUUUCAUUUUGAAUGUGAGAAGUGUGUAGUUUUUUAUAACCACAAACUUGACCAUCACUGUGAAGGUUACUGCUGGCGCUGUUAUGGGGAAAAUCAACAUGAAGACGCACUAGUGCGGUGUCCUACUUGUCAUCAUCAUUUUGCAGGCGCUGAAUGCCUGGAAAAACACAAAACUGUCAAAAUUAAUAAUACACAGUUCACAAAAUGUGAACUUUUUAAGUUUUGCAAUAUUUGCAAAAAGAGCUAUAGUACACUCCACACUCAAAAACACAUGUGCGGUUUCAUAUACUGCAGAAAUUGUAAGGAGUCAGUCAAAGAAAAUCACUUGUGCUAUAUGUCAAAAUGGAGUGAAAAAGAAAAGAAAAAAGACUACAAGUACGUAAAUAUCUACUGGGACACAGAAUGUUCUCAGGAUAAGCCUGUAGAAGGGAAAGAGGACACGUACGAGCAUGUACCUAAUCUCAUCGUCACACAGGCAGUCUGUGAUGAGUGCAAGGACAUAACACAGAAUGAGUACUUCUGUGCCGUGUGCAAGACACGGCAGCAAAUCUUUCAUAAUUUAGACGACCCUGAACUCAAUGUCAUGGGUCAGUUUAUAGAUUACCUCCGAUCCUUCCCGGCUAAAACCAAGUUGCUCCUAAUAGCCCAUAACUCGCGCUCGUAUGACGGGCCACUGGUUCUCCAAGAGCUGAUUGCCAGGAAGAUCAAAGUCGAACCCACGCUCCAAGGAGCUAAAAUCCUCUGUUUGACCGCUGGGAACUGGAAAUUCAUAGAUUCUCUCAUGUUUUUACCCAUGCCUCUCAGUUCUAUGCCCAAAUCUUUUGGACUUACAGAACUUAAGAAGGGCUACACUCCAUUUCUGGCAAACAAGCCCGAAUACUACAAGUAUGAGGGGCCACUGCUGGACAAAGAUUUCUAUUGUGUUUCAAACAUGAAGAGGGGUGCAGCCAAGGAAUUCAAUGAUUGGUAUGAUGCACAAGUAGCAGCCAACUAUGUCUUCAACUUUAGGCGGGAGCUGAUUGAUUACUGCAUCUCUGAUGUGACGAUUCUCAGACAGGCAUGCCAGGCCUUCAGAAAACUGUUUCAAGAGGUCGGUGGCUUUGAUCCAAUGUUUAACUGUAUGACUCUGAGCAGCGCCUGCAUGGCCGCCUUUCGGCGAAAUUUUCUUGCUAAAGACACAAUCGGGAUUGUACCUGCAGGAGGCUACCACGGGCGGGGCAAACAGUCUCAUAUCGCUCUCAAGUGGCUAUCUUAUGAGGAACAUGUCUUGGGCAGAAAAAUUAAGACAAUUUACACUGACAGGGAAGUCAUGGUCAUGGGCAGGCCCGUAGAUGGAUACGUGGAGCUUCCGCUUCCUGACGGCACUUGUGAGCGCCGCAUUUACCAAUUUCAUGGGUGCUAUUGGCACAACUGUCCAACUCAUUUCCCGCCCACAUCAGAUUCCCCAGAGAAUCGGUACGUGAGAACACAAUACAUUACGGCUAUGUACCGUGAAGCAGGAUACAAAGUGGUAGUCAUUUGGGAGUGUGAGUUCAAGAGGCGUCUUGAGUCUGAUCCAGAUGUCAUGGAGUAUUUUAAGACCCACCCCACAACUACAACUACAGCUCUCAAUCUGCGUGACGGUCUAGCAGGAGGACGCACAAGCGCCCUCCGCUGGUACUACAAGGCAGACUUGAAGAACGGUGAAAAGAUAAAGCUAGUGGACGUCGUGAGCGAGUACCCCAAUGCAAACCUAAGGGGAGAGUACCCUAUAGGUCAUCCAGACAUACACCUAGAAAAUUCACCAGAGAUGCCGACCCCUGAUCUCUGGAAUGUGUAUCGCUUGGAGGACCUCGAUAAGGAUCCGAUUCAGGGCACGUUUAACGAGGCAGAGCUUCAAAAGGUCACCAAGCCCGAGGCAUUCAAAAUCGCAUAUAUAGUGCGCUCCAAAGGUAAAAAGGGUAGUCGUCAGCACUUCGUGCACUGGAGAGGUUAUCCUGAGAAAAGUCGCUCCUGGAUUUUAGAUUCUGAUUUAGUAUAA
Frankliniella occidentalis (western flower thrips) is the source of this 3222-nucleotide messenger RNA. RefSeq lists its product as uncharacterized. Gene Ontology annotation, biological process: DNA replication. The record is from RefSeq and is a predicted model, not a curated record. Lineage: Eukaryota; Metazoa; Arthropoda; Insecta; Thysanoptera; Thripidae. The transcript is spliced from 2 exons. Gene Ontology annotation, molecular function: DNA-directed DNA polymerase activity; DNA binding; nucleotide binding. The coding region runs from base 1 to 3222 and encodes 1073 amino acids.